Perca flavescens (yellow perch) is the source of this 493-nucleotide messenger RNA. Its product is annotated as platelet basic protein-like. Gene Ontology annotation, molecular function: chemokine activity. The record is from RefSeq and is a predicted model, not a curated record. Gene Ontology annotation, biological process: immune response. Bases 13 to 441 code for a protein of 142 amino acids. The transcript has 5 exons. NCBI's taxonomy places the organism in Eukaryota, Metazoa, Chordata, Actinopteri, Perciformes, Percidae. Gene Ontology annotation, cellular component: extracellular region.
CUCCUCAAAUCUAUGCAGGCUUCUUUUGAUCAGCUUCUCCACAAGAAACAAGAUUUUUGGAUUUUUUUGCGAGCACCGGUGUCAUCUCGACCAAAGAAGAAACCAACAAUGUCCAGCUUCAUGAAGGUCUUUCUGCUCCUGGCUGUCAUGGUCUGCAUGUCUAAACAACAAGAACAAAGACGGGGUCAUCAUCAGUCAGAAAGCUGUCUGUGUCAACGUGUCAGGAAUGGAAUUGGCUCAAAGACUGACAUAAAGGACAUCCAGAUCUACCCAGCAACCAUCUUCUGUAGCAAAGUGGAGAUUGUUGUCACCAUCAACAGCGGCCUUCGCUACUGCGUGAACCCCAGGCUGAAGGCAGUGCAAAAACUCAUGGCUUCCAUCAUGAAACAAAAAACCUCCACUACAGCCAGACCAACUGAGACCACUUCCACCCCACAUUGAAACAAAAAUCUGUUGUAUCAACAUGCAAAUAAAUAAACAUCAGUUGUACAUA